This is a messenger RNA of Pogona vitticeps (central bearded dragon), 1486 nucleotides long. Its product is annotated as glutathione S-transferase A4. Gene Ontology annotation, biological process: xenobiotic metabolic process; glutathione metabolic process. The record is from RefSeq and is a predicted model, not a curated record. Gene Ontology annotation, molecular function: glutathione transferase activity. NCBI's taxonomy places the organism in Eukaryota, Metazoa, Chordata, Lepidosauria, Squamata, Agamidae.
UGGUCCAGGAAGUAAUGGCAAAUCCUGCUUAAACAGCAACCACCUGUGAAAAGCAUUUUGGGUUAAUGUAAACAGAGGACGUUUCAGGUGACUUGCAUGAGUAAAAAAUAUUUCUGUGGGAGGAGUUCCGUGAAGAGACUGAGAAACAGUCUCUCGUGCAACAUUAGGAAGGACUGCCUGAAGGUUAAAAACAAAGACUCAUCGAGAGAAGAAUAUUCCCCACAAUGUCUGAGAAACCCAAACUUCACUACUUUAAUGGAAGAGGACGAAUGGAAUCGAUUCGUUGGCUAUUAGCAGCAGCUGGUGUGGAGUUUGAAGAAGAUUUUUUGGAAACGAGGGAGCAAUAUGAACAGCUAUUAAAAGAUGAAUUCCUGCUCUUCCAACAAGUGCCGAUGGUUGAAAUGGAUGGGAUGAAGCUAGUGCAGACCCGGGCCAUCCUCAGCUAUAUAGCUGCAAAGUACAAUCUCUACGGGAGGAACCUGAAGGACAGAACCCUAAUUGAUAUGUACGUGGAAGGAAUAACAGACCUGAUGGGAAUGAUCAGGGUUCACUUCAAACUGCCUCCAGAAGAAAAGGAAAAGAAUCUUAGUUUAAUUAUUGAGCGAGCCACAAAGAGGUAUUUCCCAGUUUAUGAGAAGAUUUUGAAGGAUAACGGGCAACACUUUCUUCUCGGCAGUCAGUUCACCUGGGCUGAUGUCCAGCUUGUUGAGACCAUUCUAAUGGCGGAAGAGAAAGAGCCUGCCAUUCUCUCGGAGUUUCCUUUGCUGCAGGCCUUUAAAGCCAGAAUGUGUGAUGUUCCUACAAUUAAGAAAUUCUUGCAACCUGGCAGUCAAAGGAAGCCUCCACCUGAUGAAAAAUACUUGGCAACAGCAAAGAGAGUUUUCAAUAGGAAAUAAAAAGUAGACGUAUGUUAUGUGGUGUUAAAUACCAUCCAAGAUACAGCCUAUUUUAUUCGUUUCUACAGAUCUUCCUUGAUAUUUGUGAGCUGUUUUUCAGAAACCCUAUUCAUUUUCAGUUGAGUAUCAAGAUCAAUGUAAAGCCACACUUUUUACAUUCUGCAUAAAAAAUAAAUAAAUCUAUGCACAGUCUGGGGAAAUGUGUGAAAAAAAUUAACAUUCCAAACUAAACAAUUCUUUAAUGGGCAAGUGCUUACAUAACAGAAGACUUUAAUCUCUUCAGUUAACAACCUAGCUCUAAGGAAGACAAAUGCUGGGAAAAUAGCUUAGAAUUUUAAGAUUUGCAGCUUAAAUUCAUAUUGACAAAAAAGGCACACCUGCUGUCUUACUGUAUUUCCUCUAUAGGUUGAAUAGUUUGAUAAUGAAUUAUUAAAAUGAUUUUUCUGGUGACACUGUGAAGCACUGGAGAAGAAGAAGAAAUGGACUUGGGGCCCACACUGUGUCCACAUCUGGUUUAAGCUGAACAUGGGGUUUCAUCUAUGGAUAGUUAAACACGGUUGACGGAGGAGUUUGAAAUCAGAAAUGGGAAA